AUGGUGCGACACAAUAAUCAAUUACCAAACAAUCUCACGCAGCUGCAAAAUUUAAUAAAAAGAGACCCAGAUUCCUACAAAGAUGAGUUUCGACAGCAGCUUGCACAUUUUGAAACAACUCUCGAGAUAUUCAACUUGAAUCCUACGCAAUACAACAAGAAAUUAGACGAACAAGCAAUGUUUCUAGCGCAAGUAACACAAUGCUAUCAAAAUGAUAUGAAAAUGUUUCCACAGAAAAUAGUUGAUAUUCUCAAAGCUCACAACACCACAAUGAAUAAUGAAAUGCGAUUAUCACUAUGCAAGUGCUUAAUAUUGCUGAGGAAUAAAAACUUUAUUACGGCUUUCGAUUUAUUGGAACUAUUCUUUUCGCUCAUAAAAUGUCAGGACAAAAAUCUGAGGGAGUAUCUGAAGACGCAUAUUAUAUCUGAUAUAAAAAAUAUGAACAUGAAGCAUAAAGAUAUGAAAUUAAAUUCGACACUACAAAAUUUCAUAUACUCUAUGUUACGAGAUUCAAAUACUAAAACUGCAAAGCUGGCGAUCGACAUUUUGAUUGAAUUAUACCACAAAAACAUUUGGAACGACCACAAAACUGUUAACAUAAUUGCCGACGUGGGGUGUUUCUCUAAAGUCACCAAAGUAAUGGUUGCAUCUUUGAAGUUCUUUCUAAGCAGGGAAGAGGAAGAAAAAUCUGAUUCAGACAGUGAUGAUGAAGUAGACCCUCGAGAAACCAUGAUCGCAAACAAGUUUAACAAGAAAACUAGAAAGAGAGAGAAAAUGGUUGAAAAAGUAAAGAAAACAGCAAAGAAAUUAAAAAAGAAGAAAGAAAAAGCUCCUAUAUUUAAUUUCUCAGCUUUACAUUUGAUUAACAAUGCUCAAGGAUUUGCAGAAAAACUGUUUAAGCAAAUAGAAUCAUCAAAUGAGAGAUUUGAAGUUAAACUUAUGACACUGGAUGUAAUAUCUCGGUUGAUUGGCUUACAUCAAUUAUUUUUAUUCAAUUACUAUCCAUUCAUUGCUCGGCUGCUUAUGCCACAUCAAAGGGAAGUUACUCGGAUCCUACAAUUUGCAGCACAGGCUGCACAUGAACUAGUUCCACCUGAAGUCAUAGAACCAGUUAUGAAAGCUAUAGCCAAUAACUUCAUCACCGAAAGAAAUUCCACUGAUGUCAUGGCUGUGGGGCUCAAUGCUGUUCGAGAAAUUUGUGCCCGCUGUCCUUUAGCAAUAGGUGAAGAUUUAUUAAGAGAUUUAGUUCAAUACAAAUCAUAUAAAGAGAAAUCUGUUAUGAUGGCAGCCCGAUCACUUAUUCAAUUAUAUCGUCAAACUAUGCCUAACAUUUUACAUAAAAAAGACAGAGGCAGACCUUCUGAGGCAUCAGUUGAAUUAAAAGACAAGAAGUAUGGUGAAAUUGAUAUAAAAGAUUAUAUACCUGGCUCUGAAGUUCUACUUGAAAAGGAAGAAAUAAAAGAAAAGAAAAAAGUCCAGAAGAAAUCUAAGAGCAAAGACGAUUCUGAUGAUGAAUGGGUUGAUGUUGGCUCUUCAGAUUCGGAAAUUAAUAUCUCUGAUAGUGAUGAAGAUGAUGAAGGUGAACAAUCAGCCGAGGAAAGUGGUGAAGAAGCUGAAAGUGAUGAGGAAGUUGAAGAGGAUGAUAAAAAUGAAUCAAAUGAAUCAAUAGAUGAUAAAGAAGCCGACAAGUCUGCAACUGAAAAUGAAAAACCCAGAAAAAUUCUGAAAGCCAAAAGAACUAUCACCAAACAAGACAGAGAAGAAAAGAUCAAAGUGGCUCGUGAACUGGCUGCAGAAAAAAUAUUCACCGAUGAAGAUUUUAAACGUAUUGAAGCUGCGCAAAUCAAGAAAAUGGUUAGUGGCGUGAAACGUAAGUCAAAUAUAAUCGAAGAAGAAACUGAAUCCCCUGAACUAGUUCAGCUUUCUGCUAUCGAAAAUAUACACAAAAAGAGAAAGCACGAUAAAAGCGCAAGACUUGAAACUGUUCUCAAAGGAAGGGAAGAGAGAGCUAAGUUUGGUUACAAAGAUCGCAGGAAGGAUGAGAAUUGUUCAAAGACCAACAGGGAAAAGAGAAAAACAAAGUCCUAUCAAAUGGUGAAACACAAAGCAAGGGGCAAAGUUAAACGGUCAUUCAAAGAAAAACAAAUAGCUUUUAGAAAUUAUCUUAUAAAACAAAAGAAAAUGAAAUAA
Danaus chrysippus (African queen) is the source of this 2190-nucleotide messenger RNA. The record is from the annotation of a GenBank genome assembly. NCBI's taxonomy places the organism in Eukaryota, Metazoa, Arthropoda, Insecta, Lepidoptera, Nymphalidae.